Messenger RNA from Sorghum bicolor (sorghum), 588 nucleotides. RefSeq lists its product as uncharacterized. NCBI's taxonomy places the organism in Eukaryota, Viridiplantae, Streptophyta, Magnoliopsida, Poales, Poaceae. The record is from RefSeq and is a predicted model, not a curated record. The transcript has a single exon. The coding region runs from base 1 to 588 and encodes 195 amino acids.
AUGGAGAGCCAAGACCUGCGACGAGCCUGCUCAGAAAUCGCAAGCAAGCUGGAGAAACUCGUCAUCAUCGGCGGUGGCGGCAGCAAUCCACGCCCGGACGUCGUGGCCUCGAGCGCCGCCACGGCGGUGGCCGCCGGCUCCGACCAGCAGGUGGAGACGGUGCGCUGCGCGUGCUGCGGCGUGGGCGAGGACUGCACGGCGGCGUACAUCCGCGGCGUCCGCGCGUCCUUCUGCGGCGACUGGCUGUGCGGGCUGUGCGCGGAGGCGGUGAAGGAGCGGGUGCGGCGGCAGGAGCAGGACCCGGCGAGCGGCGGCGGCGUCGCGGCGGCGCUGGACGCCCACGAGGCCGAGUGCCGGGACUUCAACGCCACCACGAGGCUCAACCCGACGCUGUCCCUGGCGGGCUCCAUGCGCCGCAUCGCGCGCCGGAGCCUGGACCGGAGGACGGCGUCGUGCCAGGAGCGGAGGAGCAGCCUCGACGCGUCGGCGGACCGCGCUGCGGCGCUCACCAGGUCGGCCAGCUGCGACCCGCAGUUCCUCGGCGACGUGGUCAACGGAGCUGCCGCCGGCGGCGAUCGCUGGAGGUGA